Messenger RNA from Paramecium octaurelia, 1630 nucleotides. Lineage: Eukaryota; Ciliophora; Oligohymenophorea; Peniculida; Parameciidae. The record is from the annotation of a GenBank genome assembly.
CAUGUAUCCAAGGUAAUUAAAAAAGUAGGACAAGCAGAAGCAAUCUUCCAAUAUUUCUGAUUUCAUUCUCAAUAAACUCUUGAGUGAAUUCGGUUAAAAGCCAAUAGAUAAGGAAGUAUUUAAUAAAUGUAAAUAAGUUAAUUACUUGCUAUGUGCGUGAUUAUACUUCCAAAUACUCCUCAUUUAAUGAAAGCGGUGUAAGAGCUUUGAAAGCAGAGAUACAAGAGGCAGUCAAGAAGUAAUAGAUAGAGAAGGAAGCCAUAAUAAAAACCUUAAAAUAGCAGUCUAAUAGUCAAUAGUUACAAAAUAUGGGUGAUAAACAAAAAAAUGAAAAUAACUCAAAAUAAACUACUAAAACUCUAACUUAGGGACUAGAACAAUAAAAUACUUAGAGAAGGAAUAAUCCUCCCGAAAUUCCAAGGUUAGACUCAUUAGCAUCUGAUAAUAAAUAGAAAUCUGUUUAUUAAUUGGAUGAUGAUGAAUAGGAUGAAUGGGCAGCUAUUAUUAAAUAUGAUACAGCUUUAUAUUAAAAGGAAUAGGAAGAAAGAAAAUAAAAAGAUCUCUAAUUGAGAUAGAAGUUAAAGGAUGAUUUAGAUAAAUAAUUAAAAGAGAAGGCAGAGUUGAAAAAAGAGGAAGCAUUGAAAGAAGCAAAAUUUAUACAAUUAAACCAAUAAAGGAAAGAAGAGUUUGAGUAAUUUGAAAAAUAGAAGAAAGAAUAGAUCAAACUUAAACAAUUAGAAGAGAAAAAAUUAAGGGAUGAGUAAGUUUAAUAAGAAAAACAUAAGAAGUAAUUCUUAAAUUAAUUAGAUUAGAAGGGAACAUUAGAAGUAAUCUAAACUGCAAGAUGAUGAGAUGCUCUAAUAGCUAAAGAGUGAAAUAAGUAGAGAAUCUUAAGAAUUAAAUAAAAAAAGAUAGCAAUAAAAAGAUAAAUUUUAGUAAAUUUUGAAAGAAAAUGAAUAAUUGCGUCAAAAAGUAAAAUAGAAUAAUUAUAAAAGGCAUAAGAGGAACUUAGACUCUAGAAAGACAAUGAUACUAAAUUGUAAUAAUAAUAAUUAUAGAAACUGAUAUAGGAUGAUGAAAAGAGAGAAUAAUAGAAGAGGGACAGGGACGAAAAAAUUAAAUAGUUCAUGAGCAAUUACAGUCAUUAGGUUUUGACUAAAUAAAAAUAAAAUGAAGAGAAUGAAGGGAAGUAUAUGUUGGAGUAAUUAAAAAAACAAGAAGAAUAUGAUAGAUAACAAUAGUAGUUUAAGAAAUAAAAAGAAAAAGAAAAAAUGGAUCUCGUAAAACAAUAAUUGUAAUUGCAAAUAGAACAGAAAUAAUAAAAGAAGUUAUCAGAAGAGGAAGAAUAAAAAUUGUUAUUACUUCAACAAAAAUUAGAACUUAUGAAUUACGCAUAAAAAGAAAAAGAAAAAUAACUUGUAUGUAUUGUAAGUUAUAGUAGUAUGUCAAAAAUAAUUAUAAAUAAAACUAAGAGGAUAUAAAGAAAUAAAUUGAAUAGAGCAGAAAUAAGAGUGCUCAUGAGAAGAUGACAAAUUUGGAAUUGCUGCACAAUAAAUCUAUUUUGAGGAAUAUAGCAGAGGAAUAGGUUGCAAAGACUAAGUUUAGAAAGGUGAAUGUAUCAAUGAAAUGA